AUAUGAGCGGCAGAUCCCGAAAAUUACUAGGUCUAGCACUGCACCAAAAUAGUAAUUCGGUUGAUGAAAAUCUCAAUAUACCUACUAGACCAUGGGCGGGCAAUGAGUGCAACUAUGGAGAAUUCGAAAAAUACUCUUCCUGAUGUUUCACUGUCGGAACAGGAUGCAGCUGUUGAUGUCCAAGAUGAUACCAAAUCAAUACAAAUUAGAGGGCGGGCAAUGAGUGCCCCUAUGGAGAAUUUGGAAAAUAUUCCACCUAACGUUUCAUUGUCAGAACGGACAGCAGCUGUUUACGACCAAGACGAUAGCCAAUCAUUACAGAAUAAUGCAUCUAAAAGAGUAAGAGAAUCUCGCAGCACAAGGCAGUCUUCUUUAAAUUAUCAGAUAUCUCCAAUUAAUUCAGACGAAAGUGAUGCUGACGUAAGCGAUACUGAUCCAACUUUUAACGAAUUACAGACAAAUAAAACCGGAUCUCGUUUUUGUCGCAAAUCAUGA
This is a messenger RNA of Psylliodes chrysocephalus, 495 nucleotides long. Lineage: Eukaryota; Metazoa; Arthropoda; Insecta; Coleoptera; Chrysomelidae. The record is from the annotation of a GenBank genome assembly.